AAGCAGUCGCACCAGGCACGCACCGAAAUUUUUUCAAGAACGCGUGACAUUAAUGGAUAAGCAUGUACUCAUACAUACAAGUAGGUAAUUACCAAGCUUCACAAGGUUUAAUAGGCAUGCAAGUACCUACUUCGGUCGUGGAAAAUCACUGAAAUUUUCAGUCCGGCCCACAUUUUAGUCUAAUAGAGAAAAAAAGUAAAUGCUUGAUUGCUUGAGCUAUUGUGAAAGAGCGGUGAAGAAGAACGUUAUCCGACGAAACCUUGAUGGAGCUUGUAAUUAAAACUAAAGAAACUUCGCUAUUUAUAAAUUUUCUUAACAUUUCUAUUGUUUAAGAAAAUACACACCAUUGUUGUAGGACAAUUUUUUUGUUCUUAGUGUAGGAAUAAUCAACAAGUCGAAUUUCUGGAGGUGAAUGCUUAUAAAAGCGCAAACAGUCAUUUUGUAGUUAUUAGUUGUCAUUGCUAUGCAGUAACAUAAUAAACGGAGGAAAUUCUAUCAAUAUUAUUUAAUUUAUUUGAAUGAUUAAAAUAUAUUAUUGGAAAACAUAAAACAAUAAAAUAGUAUGGCUCUAUUAAAGUGUAGCCAGGUGCUGUCUGUAGCUUUGUUAUGCACAGUGAUAAUAGCAGAAAAUGCAAUUCAUGCGGUGCCUAGUUCCAAGCAAGUUAUAACAUCCAGUCACUCACAUGACUUAGAUGGUGGUAUUGAUAGAGAAAAAGACGAUUUGCUAUCCUCUUCCUCCAUUGGUUAUGGGUACUACUCGUACCCUUACUUGAAUGGUGGUUUUUAUGGGGGAUACUAUCCAUAUUAUGGCGGCAUAUAUGGUUUAGGUUAUCCUUAUUAUGGUGGCUAUUAUGGCGGUCAUCACGGCUUUCAUGGCCAUUACUGGUAAAGCUAUAUGCUGGAAUAUAUGUGUGUGUAGCGGGUAUAUAAAAGUAAAAAUUCUGUAUUUUUUUGCUCAAAAAAUAGUAAAACUAAAAUAUUAGUAGUGUUAAUUAAAUUAUUAUGCCUAUCUAGAAAUUAAAUGAAAUCUAAUUAGCACAACCGCAAUUUUAAAUAGUUUUUCAGGAUUAUCAUACAAAAAAAGUAAAAAUAUUUAAAAAAUAAAAUGUAUAUUUCUUAUCGAAUGCUAAUAAAAAUUAAUUGAAAAUAAUGAAGUUCAAUAAAGAAAUAAAAACUAAUACAUUGUAAUCAAAACAAAAAUUUUCCGAACUUGCUUUUAAAAAGUGUUUAGUUAUUUAGUGAAUACCAAGUCAAAAAAUAUUCAAAGAUAAAUGUGUAAUUAAAUCUGGUAACUACAGAGAUAUCGAGGUAAUUUUUUCUCCACAAAUUAGUUGUUUACAUUAAGAUUUAAAUAAACCUGACAUCCAAAUUGUUUUUCAAUAUGGAAAACCUAUUGUUAUUAAAAAGUUAUAUCUUUAACUAUAUAGAAAUAAUACUAAAGUUCUUGUACGAAACAUU
This is a messenger RNA of Bactrocera neohumeralis, 1458 nucleotides long. RefSeq lists its product as uncharacterized. Lineage: Eukaryota; Metazoa; Arthropoda; Insecta; Diptera; Tephritidae. The coding region runs from base 563 to 889 and encodes 108 amino acids. The transcript has 2 exons. The record is from RefSeq and is a predicted model, not a curated record.